Aspergillus chevalieri is the source of this 546-nucleotide messenger RNA. RefSeq lists its product as uncharacterized. Bases 1 to 546 code for a protein of 181 amino acids. The transcript has a single exon. Lineage: Eukaryota; Fungi; Ascomycota; Eurotiomycetes; Eurotiales; Aspergillaceae. The record is from RefSeq and is a predicted model, not a curated record.
AUGUCAUCAGUGUCUACCGCAGAAAACGAUGAGUGUUUUACACCAACCCAUACCAGCACUUCAGGCAAAACGACUAGCUAUACAAGUAUCGGGAUGCAAGAACCCACAGUUGAUGCUAGAACCCUUCCAUUCCACAACAUGACAUUUAUAAUUCGCGAUCUUAAAACCCACCGCGUUAUCAGUCUCAAAGAAGGCGCACCGAUAAUGGUACAUCAAGACAUCUUUCACUAUCACUACAAUGCUGCGAGCCACUGGCGUUGCGUUGAAAAUGAGAAGAUGUGGCUUGGCUUUUACAAUGACGUUUCAGGCACGUAUCUUGGGCAUGACAACAAGGGUCAAAUUAGAGCAAGCGCGACAAAGCAUCAGGCAUGGGAGUGGUUUUGUCCACGACAACAUCCAGACGGCGGUCAGCUACUCUUGAUAAAGGAUAAUGAUGGUUUCUCGCCGAUGAAGAUUGGGGGGAAGGGAAAUAUGGAGUUAGUGGUGGAUAGUCAGAGACGGGAAGGGACCACAUGGGAGUUUAUUACAAUUGACACUGGAUCUUGA